AUGCCAUCUGAUCGCAAGCAAGUUGUGGUGCUCUAUGCAGAGGCGAAGUUGCAGAAAUCUAUAGACUUACCAGGUAAUUUGACGGUUGCCAGAGCUAAGGAGGAGGGGAUGGUGGCAAUCAGAGAUCACUUGAAUAUACUUCCCGCUGUGCCGCCUGUCUCCCUGGACCCCGACUGUACCGAUUUUUACCCAGCUAUAAAGGAUGAUAAUACCAUCAUACGCAGUCUGAAGGGUAAUCUGACGAUGGUCGUGUACCCGGAGCCUCCUGAAGGACAGCGCUUGACACCCUCACCUUUUGUCGAUGCUCUUCAAUCUGCCGUUCGUGAAGUACGCGACGUCAAGGCUCAGCAAAAUACCGCAUCGUUGAUUAAAGAAGAGAGCGCCAGGUGUAAUGUCAAGCCAGCUGACAAUGACGUCCUUCUUCGUAGAUUCGAGGCAAUGGAGGAAAAAAUUGGGCGUGACAUAGCUGAGCUGAUGCGGGAAAUUGCUGGGCUGAAGCACAACGUCGAAGAGCUUGCUGGGCUGAAGCCCGCGAUCGAAGAGCUGAGGUGGGAAAAUGCUGGGCUGAAGCACGAUAUCAAAGAGCUGAGUACUCCCAGUCAAAACCUGCCAGUGGAAAAUCUACAAAAAUAG
Suillus subaureus is the source of this 633-nucleotide messenger RNA. RefSeq lists its product as uncharacterized. The transcript is spliced from 3 exons. NCBI's taxonomy places the organism in Eukaryota, Fungi, Basidiomycota, Agaricomycetes, Boletales, Suillaceae. The coding region runs from base 1 to 633 and encodes 210 amino acids. The record is from RefSeq and is a predicted model, not a curated record.